AUGUUUACAGCGACCAUGUAUUAUGGGGCAGAUUUAGUGACAAUUUCUAUGUUAGAGGAAUUGAGUUUUCUAGAAGGGAUUAUACUAUAUUAUUAUAAGUUACCUAGGCAUUCAAACUCUCUCACCUUGCAGCAGUAUGAUGAAAAUGUAGUAGAUAUGUGUGCAUUAGAUCCAGAAUUUAAGGAGAUUGAGAUAUAUCUAGAGCAUUUAGACAGUGGAAGUAAAGAAUCCCAAUUCAAUUCUACAAUGGAGAAAAAGUGUAAAAUUCUUAUUGAGGAAAUACAUGAGGAACAUCCCCUGGAAAUUAUACUAAGUAGAAGCAAAACUAGAGUUGACAAUGGGGUUGAGAGUGGCUAUGAGUCUGGGGUUGAGACUGGAAAUGUGACUGAAAAUGAGGAGGCAUUAGUAAGGGAGAGGAGAAGAGUUGGGAAAGGAAAGGCAGUUGUAACAAAACCAUAUGAUUCCUCUAAUCCCUGUAAUGGUUAUCCUUCUGAUUACUAUGGAUUGGUAGAUAUUGGCAUUAGUGCUCAAACAAGACAACGGGGUCCUUCAAAUCCACUCACCACCACCAAUACUUGA
This is a messenger RNA of Prunus armeniaca (apricot), 579 nucleotides long. Lineage: Eukaryota; Viridiplantae; Streptophyta; Magnoliopsida; Rosales; Rosaceae. The record is from the annotation of a GenBank genome assembly.